Messenger RNA from Pseudocercospora fijiensis CIRAD86, 2535 nucleotides. RefSeq lists its product as uncharacterized. Lineage: Eukaryota; Fungi; Ascomycota; Dothideomycetes; Mycosphaerellales; Mycosphaerellaceae. Bases 1 to 2535 code for a protein of 844 amino acids. The transcript has 5 exons. The record is from RefSeq and is a predicted model, not a curated record.
AUGUCUCGCGAAAAACAGGCUGCAGCAGCUUCACAGGAUCAGGGUCGGCCGCAGACUAGUCGCAAAGCCGGCUGCUUGUCAAGAGCGGCGCGGAUCGUGGAGCUUCGAAGUCUGCUGCUGGACCGGUUACGCGACACUCAGCGACGGCAUGACGAUUUGAGGUCGGGUCGAGUUCGCUGCCAAAUCUGCGCACACGCCGAAGAAGUGCUCGCCACAUUUCCGUUUGAGAGUAUGACCGACGGUGCCAAUGAUCGAAGCAGCCUCUCUACAGGUGUGCAAUUCGCCCGUUCUCCUGCGCCAACAGUGCUGACAUCGCUUUCAGGAGAGUUAAACAGGCAGAUUCAGGACGUACAGCGAGGCUUCUUCAAUUCGACUGCUGACAACUCUACGACUUCCAACACCGUGGCAGCCGCAACCUCGACCUCCUCACCUGCAAGGCAGAAAUUAAGUCGGCGACAAACUGCCGUAGCUGGACCACCUCCUACUCAGACACCUUCAAGGAGCACUAAGCGUACCAAGACUCUCACGACUUACGGGUCAGGAAGGACCUUGCGAACUCCUAAGGCAGACGACAAUUCGGCGUUCAAUGCGCUUCUUGACGAUCAACCUGAUCAACAAGAAUCGCAGUCGCUCCGACUCUCACAUCACUCUGGCGGCCCUGCAUCCUCGCGAGCACUGCCAAGCGGCACUAUCGAGGACGACUUUGCCAAGCACAAUCCUAACGUCAUGUUCAGAGACACGGGAAGCACGGUGGCAUUUAAUGAGUCCUCCGAGCAGCGAAUGCUGGAACAAGCUCUUCAGGACGUAAGACAGCCAGUUAGUUCAGCUGCCAAGCUCGCAGAGUCCGAGAAGAAUCCGAGCUCACCUUUCUCGCUUUGGGCACACACAACCCAGUCGCCGCACAGCAGUCAAUUAAAGAAGUCUGUUCGGCACGACGCAGAUGCUAACCAGGACGAAAAAGAGCAAGCAGAUAAGGUCGUAGAACCAGUCGAACCUCCUCAGUCAGGCCUGGCGGCGCCCGCAAGCAAGCCGGCUGAGGACCUGGUACAGCUUGAGACCCCAAUUCCGGACGACCUGAAGACAAGCGAUGCGAGUCAGCUCAAAGUCUCUCUCUUACCCAGAUCAAGCCCGCAGGUCAUUUUGCAUACCAACAACAUGCCUGAAGAGACGCUUUCCGCUACCACUGUGCAAAAAUCAGCUCGAGGACGAAAGCGCAAGGCGAGCACUACGACCAAAGAACCAUCAUCUGAGCCAUUGAAUUCGGAAGACUUACUUGUCGGCCUGCCGAAAGAGCGGUAUCAAGCAAAGCCGAGCCGGCGUAGGAUGACAGAGCUGCCUGAAGAACCCAUCGACUACUCCGUCGUGCCGGAGAAGGCCGCAAAGAAGCGACGCAAAACUCUGAACGAUGCCAGUGCUACCCCUGAGACCGUUGACGAGGCAAUCACGCAAAAUGCGAAGGCGUCUCAAAAGCAGUCGAAAUCACAAACGUCCAAAAGAGAGCAGGCAGUCUCUUCGGAAGCCCCACAGACCACGAACAAGUCGGCAGCAGGCACGCCAGAGAUGCCCGCUGCGUCGAACGUGAGUUCGCAGAAGUCACCCAGCUUGAGCCAGCAACAAGCAGACCGCAGGUCAGCUUUGCAAGGGACAGGGAAGAGGAAGGCUCCCCCCAACAAGGCGAGACGCAGAAUCAUGCAGGAUGAUGAGAAUGAUGAGGACGAGCUUAGCAAGGAGGUCGAAAAAGAGGUGCUGGUACCACGCGGCAGGCCACCCAAAGUAGACUUACAGAAGACCAGUGCCGCUCAUCAUGGGUCAAACCAAGACUUGGAUGACGAAGGAGAAGAUGACGAGGCGCCGCGAAAGCGAGGGCGGAAAGCAAAAUCUACUCGAAAAGUAUUCGAUGACUCUGACGCCGAGGACGAAAUUGUCGGCACGGAGCCUGUCAAGAAGGGUCGGAAGUCCAUAUCGGCUGAAAUGGUCCAGGAUGACUCUGCGGCAGAAGAUGCCGUCCAGUCUACUGUGGAGGACGAAGCACGGCCAUCGAAAAAGAAGCGCGGCCGCUCAGCCAAAAGCAAGGCUGAUGAUGCGCUUCCGCCGGCUGCAGAGCCUGACGAGGCGACCACCACCAAAGAUGCUGCAUCCUCAAGUUGUAAAGGCGCAGAAGGAGAAUGCAAUGUACUCAAAGCCAAAGACACGAUCACACUGCCAAAAGUCAAGGAGGUCAGUCCAGUAGCAGACAGUGGAAAUUCGAAGAAGGACCACGCGCCGCAGCAGGCACGGUCGGCAAGUAAAUCAGGCCCGACGACGCAUUCGCCCAUCAAGAAGACGAGCAAGAUGCUGAAUCAUCGCGUUGGAUUGAACAAGAAGAGUCGCAUCCCACCGCUACUGAAGAUGGUUCGGCCGCAGCAGCGCAAAGAAGUCGAACGUGUUACGAAAGUGACGAGUGUCGCUGAGCUUGAGAGAAUGGCGGCAGUCUGGCUCAGCCAAGCACGAAAGCGUUCCCUUCUGGCACUUGGACACGCUUCUCGCCGUUCUUAG